AGGAUGAAGCUCCUCGCGCGCGUCUCGCGGCUCAUUUUGCGGCUGAAGCAGAAGAAGGAACGACACUGACGCGGCGGGGCUGCUGUCAUCAUCUUCAUCACCUCCACCAUCUUCCUCAUCAUCGUCCAUCUGUCUGUGGUUGAGCGCCGGUCGCGGAUUCUCUCUCUCCGCCGGACUCUGAUCAUUCCGGUUCGGUUCGGUUUGCUUCGGUGUCGGCGUGUGUGAUGUAAUCCCGCGGUUUUGAUGUCAUGUUCGUGUCGGUUUGGUACGCGAAGAAGAUGGGCCGAAGAUUCAUCAGCAACGUGCGCAAAGCCAAGAGACAGAGACAGAGACUGACGAUGAACGGGAUGGACGGAGACGUGGAGUAUGAGGAGAUCACACUGGAGAGGGGUAACUCCGGCCUGGGCUUCAGUAUCGCCGGUGGGACUGAUAACCCUCACAUAGGAGAGGAUCCCAGUAUCUUCAUCACUAAGAUCAUCCCAGGAGGAGCCGCGGCGCAGGACGGACGGCUCAGGGUGAACGACAGCAUUCUGUUCGUGAAUGACGUGGAUGUGCGGGAGGUCACUCACAGUUUAGCGGUGGAGGCGCUGAAGGAGGCGGGGCCGAUCGUGCGGCUCUAUGUGCUGCGACACAGACCGCCUGCGGAGAACAUCACAGAGCUGAAGCUCAUCAAGGGCCCUAAAGGUCUGGGCUUCAGCAUCGCGGGCGGCGUGGGGAACCAACACGUCCCCGCAGACAACAGCAUCUACGUCACCAAGAUCAUCGAAGGAGGAGCCGCGCAUAGAGACGGACGACUGCAGAUCGGAGACAAAAUCCUCGCUGUGAAUAAUAUGUAUCUAGAGGACGUGAUGCAUGAAGACGCUGUAGCGGCGCUGAAAAACACAGGAGACGUGGUUUAUCUGAGAGUAGCCAAAACUCUUCAUCAUCAUCAAGACGCCUACAAUCCUCCUGACAUCACCAGCUCGUAUUCUCCUCAUAUGGACAUGUCUGAUUACCCACAAGCCCUCAGUCCCUCGUCUCCGCGCCGUUACUCUCCUAUCCCUAAAGCUCUGCUGCUGGGGGACGAGGACAUUCCCAGGGAGCCGCGGCGUGUGGUCAUUCUCAGGGGUUCCACGGGUUUGGGCUUUAAUAUUGUGGGCGGUGAGGAUGGUGAGGGGAUCUUCAUCUCCUUCAUUCUGGCAGGAGGAGCGGCUGAUCUGAGCGAAGAGCUGAGGAAAGGAGAUCAGAUCCUGAGUGUGAACGGUGUGGAUCUGCGUCACGCGACUCACGAGCAGGCGGCGGCGGCGCUGAAGAGCGCAGGACAAACCGUCACCAUCAUCGCACAGUACAGACCCGAGGAGUACAGCAGGUUUGAGGCGAAGAUUCACGACCUGCGGGAGCAGCUGAUGAACAGCAGUUUAGUUUCUGCAGCGGCGUCAUUACGCAGCGGGAAGAGAAGCUUCUUCAUCAGGGCUCUGUUUGACUACGAUAAGACGGCGGAUGGUGGGUUCCUGUCGCAGGCGCUGAGCUUUAACUUUGGAGACGUUCUGCAGGUGUUUGACUGCAGUGAUGAGGAGUGGUGGCAGGCCGGGAAACUGACUCCACACGGAGAACUGGAGGAGACCGGAUACAUUCCCAGCAAGAGGAGGGUGGAGAGGAAGGAAUGGUCUCGUCUGAAGACGCGAGGCAGAGAAGCCGUCGGCGGACGCAGCGAAUACGUCGUCAGCUAUGAGACGGUGCUUCAGGCUGAAGUGCACUACGCGCGUCCCGUCAUCAUCCUCGGGCCGAGCAAGGACCGCGUCAAUGACGAUCUGCUCUCCGAGUUCCCCGACAAGUUCGGCUCCUGCGUCCCGCACACGACGCGGCCCAAGCGCGAGUACGAGGUGGACAGCCGCGACUAUCACUUCGUGCCGUCACGUGAACAGAUGGAGAAAGACAUUCAGAGUCACCGGUUCAUCGAGGCCGGACAGUACAACAACCACCUGUACGGCACCAGCGUCCAGAGCGUCAGACAGGUGGCAGAACAGCAGGGGAAGCACUGCAUCCUGGAUGUUUCAGCGAAUGCAGUGAGGAGGUUACAGGCCGCCCAAAUUCACCCCAUCGCCAUCUUUAUACGACCCUCAUCCCUGCAGAACAUACUAGACAUUAACAAGCGUCUGACGGAGGAACAGGCCCGAAGAGCUUUAGACAGAGCCGUCAAACUGGAGCAGGACUUCAUCGAGUGUUUCUCAGCGAUCGUGGAGGGUGACAGCUUCGAGGAGAUCUACCACCGCGUGAAGUCUGUGAUCGAGGAACAGUCUGGACCGUAUAUCUGGAUCCCUGCGCGAGAGAGACUGUAAACACACACACACACACACACACGCACGCGUGAGGACUUCCAGCAGGGGCUCAUGGGAGUCUCUAGGAUGAAGCUCGUGCACAGGAUGAUCUUCUGAUUCACACCAACAGCUCGGUACAUAAUGUAAAUAUGCGUCCGUGCGCAUUGGUUUCUAUGGAGUGUGCGGGGAUGCUUACCUCAUUGCCAUGGCAACAGUUCAUCUUGGGGUCAGAAACAGCGACCAAGUGAAAACAUGACAGCACUGUGUGUGUGUGAACUAGCCUUAACGAACGUGUGUGUGUGUGUGUGUGUGUGUGUGUGUGAGUGAGCCACUGCUACUGAUGAGGAUGAAGGUGAUCAUGUGGGUUGUUUCCAUGGCGAUUGUGAGCUCAGUGAGUGUAACAGUGUCUGAGGCAAUAUAGACAUGAGCACUGAGCACUUUACUAACACACACACACACACACACUCUGAGAUGCGUGUGUGUGUGUCUCUCAUUGUGAUGACGUGUCUCUAUAGGGCUACUGUUUACAUAUAAUACACACUUUAAACUGCACAGGGAGAGAAAAGCAUGUGUGUGCAAGAGAGUGUGUGUGUGUGUGUGUGUGUGUGUGUGUGUGUGUGUGUGUGUGUGUGUGUGUG
Molecule: messenger RNA, 2935 nt
Organism: Sinocyclocheilus grahami
Lineage: Eukaryota; Metazoa; Chordata; Actinopteri; Cypriniformes; Cyprinidae
Product: disks large homolog 4
Exons: 17
Coding region: 249-2318 (689 amino acids)
Biological process (GO): embryo development; cell-cell adhesion; AMPA glutamate receptor clustering
Cellular component (GO): neuromuscular junction; neuron projection; basolateral plasma membrane
Molecular function (GO): protein kinase binding; ionotropic glutamate receptor binding
Source: RefSeq, a predicted model, not a curated record